UUGGAGACAUUGUGGUGAUUUCUUCUGACGAGUGUGACUGUUGCUCGAUUAUCGAUCAAUAAUUCUGUCCUUCUUUCUCCUCUCUCCGCCGCCAUGGAUCCCUACUUUCAUCACUACCGUCGCCCAAAUACGUACAUUCCUCUUCCUCCGCAGUAUAACCACCACCAUCUCCGUCAGGUUCCCAACCACGUUCUUGUGAACCCUACCGCAUUCAAUUUCAACCCUCCCGUUUUUUUACCCGCCAAUCCACUCUUUGUUCCUCAGGUUCCUGUUCUUUUCGAACAUGAUUCGCGUCACCGUAGUUCAAUGCUGUCGCAGUCUCCUUCAAAUUCCAACCCUAGCCGCAGUGCUUCCAGGUUCAGUAACGAGUGCUUUGGCGGAGCAAACCGCCGUUGCCGUGUGGUUGUUCCUCCGAAUUCCGGUAUCGAAUCGAAACUUUGCUCGGAAGAGGCGCGAGACUCUUCUCUCGAGACUACGGCUUUGGAACUGGAUAGGUACGAUUACGAUAGAGUAGAUAAGGUUCAUGAAUAUACUGGCAUUCCAAAGAAACAGGUUAAGAGAAAGAGUGCUUUUCUUAGAAUCCAGGCGCCAAAACCGAGCAAUGGUGAGAAUGAGGAUGAUGAACAAUUACAUUGUGAUGAUUGUGCUGUUGUUGACUCAAAACCUUGUUCUAGUUCUUCGAGAAUUGAAGACAAGCAUUGUUUGAAUGAUGGGAAGCAAGCAGAAGUGGGAGAAGAAAUUCCUUUUGGGGUUGAUGUUUUCUUUGAAUCGAAUUCUAUGGUUGCCAAGGCUAUUGUGGGGUCUUCCAGUUCUUCCUUUGUUUCUAAUCCUGGAACCACUGCAGUUUCUAAUACAGCUUUGAGUCCUAUUGGAAAGACAAAGAAAAAGAAAAAGAAGGCUAAAAAAAGGAAGUGUUUGGUUUCUGAAAUUUCUUGUUCUGAUGCACAUAGAGUUUCAGAACUACCAGCAAGUGCUGCCCAAUCAAAUAGUUCCCAGCACCUGGCAAACGACAUCUCUAUUUCUGGAAAGGACUUGACUGCACAGAAGGAUGUGUCUUUGGUUUCUGAAAUUUCUUGUUUGGGUACACAUCAAGUAGAACUACCUGCCGACGGUUCUGUAAAUUCUCAUAGCUCUCAGUGUUUGGCAAAUGGCACCUCGAGUUCUGGUGAGGACUUGAUUGCACAGACGAAUGCAUCCUUGGUUUCUAAAAGUGGUUGUUCUGAUUCACAGCUAAAACUGUCUGAAGUGAAUUCUAUGGUUGCCAAGGCUAUUGUGGUGCCUUCAAAUUCUACCAUUGCUUCUAAUGCUGAAACAACUGCUGUUUUGAAGACAGAUUUGAAUCCUAAUCAAAAAGGGAAAAAGGCUAAACGAAAGUCUAAAAAAAGAAAGCAAUUGGUUUCUGAAAGUUGUUGUUAUGAAUCAAAGCGAAUAAAACUAACUGAAGGUGCUGCCAAUUCAAAUAGCCCACACUGCUUGUCAUAUAACACCUCUUGUUCUGGGAAGGACUUGACUUCACAGAAGAGCGUAGCUUUGGGUUUACAGCAAGCAGAACAAUUUGCUGGUUCUGGAAAUUCACAUAGCUCCCAAUGCUUGGCGAAUGGCACCUCUAAUUCUAGUAAGGACUUGAUCACAGAGGUGAAUGUAUCUUUGUUUUCCAAAGAUUCUUGCUCAGAAUCACAGCUUGUAAAACUAUCUGAGUUUGCUGUGAUUUCAAAUAGUUCACAGUGCUUGGUAAAUGGCACCUCUAAUUCUGGGAAGGAUUUAAGGGCAAAGAAGAAUGUAUCUGAUUGCUUUUCUCAUCUUCAUCCGAGUCCAGUCCAAAAUCCUAAUGGAAAAACUAAGGUGGCACAAUCCUCUAAGGGGAUUGUAACAGAAGAAGUUGCCAAUACAAUUUCCGGUAAAGCAACUCCAAGAGUUGUUAAGAAGAAAAAGAUUGUUAAAAGAGUGGUCAAAAAGGUUGUGAAACCAAAAUCAAGUAGGUCGAGUUCAAUAUCAGCAAAUAUGUUUGAUGGGAUAGUGAAAGAAGCUAAUGUUCCUGUUAGUUCAUUAACUGCUGCUGCUCCUUUGGACAAGAUCCCAACGACUUCUUUUGAGGAAAAGACUGCCCCUGUUGACAAGAUGUCAGUUCCAGAUUAUUUCCAGUCUUUACCAAGUGAAGGAAAUUUGUUGCUUGAAGACAAAAAUGCUGUUGUACACCUUGAAGAAAAGCAUACUGAAUUAUUCAAUGGAAAUACUUCUGACAUUAAUCACAUUGAGGCUUAUAGUAAGCAAUCAUGCCAACAUGAAAAGGAGAACUGUGACAUACAAUCAGUUCCAAAUUCUGAUAUUUCCAUUGAUUGUGUUAAAGGGGACACAGGUACUGUUGAAGAGAGAGAGGUUAGAACUCUCUUAAAAUUUUCUCCUUCAAAGAUGGAGGGCAUGUCUCUAGAUGCAGAAAAUCCAGUUGGUCUUGCAAAUGUUGUCGACACAACCUCAGAUCUGUUGAAGGGUCCUAGUCUUUCAGAAGCCUUAGAUAUAUCUGUUCCAAUGUUAGAUUUUGGCUCACAAUCCAGAACAGAUGGGAUCACAACUUUAACUGUGAAAAGGGGGAUUUCUGUGGCUGAUUUAUAUGAGGAUGCAAACAAGAUUUCACCCUUGUACAAAAGGCGCAGAACCACGGCUUGUCACUCUAGUAUCACUGAGUGUCCAUCUGAACUCAGUGAUGUGAUUGUGGCUUCCACCACAUCUUGUGCAGAAGUCCCUAUUCACUUUAGUGAUAUGCAAAUACAUAAGGAAGAAGUUGAAUUGCUAAGCAUGGCUGUUAUGUCUACUCCGUUGCUGACUUAUACAGAGGAUAUUGCUAAAUUGUCUGACAUUAGCUUGGGUAGAGAUUCUUUUGAGUCUAUGAAUUUAAAUAGGGAAAGAGAUUCUCCCAAGAGUUUGGAAUUGCAGCACUCAGGCAUUGCCUCUAAUUCUCUUCUUGAAUACUCAGCCACUCCAAAUGUUCAUUUUCCAAUGUUGGAAGGUGAACCGAAAGAAAAUGCCACUUCAGUUGUGCCAAUCAGUACGGAGACAAGCAUUUUGGCUGUUGAAAAUGUUCAGGGAGAAAAAAUUAAUUUACAGGAUGUUGGGGAAAAUCAUCAGAAGAGAGUUUGUGUGCAAAGAUCUCCAGAUUGUGUCAUUCCUAAAACUUCAAAGGGCCAGUCCUCCUUUUUUCCCCGAUCAAAGCCAUUUACUUCUUCAUCCCGUUCAUUAAAACCUCGAACCUGGCUUCGAACAGGUAAUAAUUAUCCUGGUUCUUUAUCUGGAAGCAAGCCUUCUUUGAUAACUAGUCCUCCUAACAAGUUAAUUCCACAAAUGAAAGGGAACACUCAAAAUACUCUUUAUACCCGUAAGGGUAACAGUCUUGUUCGGAAAGUUAUCCCUGUUUCUGCUUCAACAUCAACAUCCGUUGCUAACCAGUCACCAUCUUUGGGCUUUGACAACUUUGGAAAGAGCAUCAGAUCUGAAUGCAUGGUUAAUGUUCCAGGUCAACCAGGUGCUUUGAAAACUGGAGUAAAUGAUGUUCCUUUGAAGGGUCACAUAAUACUUCCACUACCCACUGACACCAAAUUGGAGAGUGGAUCUUCCCCAUUUACAGAGAAUCUUACACUUGGUUGCUCUGAAUUUGCAGCCGAUCCUAAGAAUGUUAGAGAAACUAAUGAUGCCGCAAAAUCUUAUGAGGAAUUGUGCAAAUAUUCUGAAACAUACGAAAAUCAAAUUGGUUCAGACAAUCGUGGGGCUGGCCAAGUUGAUAUUUCUUCUUCAACUGCAAAGAGAAUAGUAUAUAUGAAGCCCAAGUCAAAUAAAUUAGUUGCAUCUUUGGAUUCUAGUGAUCUCUCUGUCUCUACUGAUGGCAAGACUCAAACAGCAUACUCCAAUGGCUACUACAAGAAGAGCAAAAAUCAGAUAAUAAGGACUUCAUUUGUUAGUCAUAUCAGCCCAACAGUUACAAUGCAAGAUAGUAAUGUAAAUUCUGAUGGUCUAUUGGAUUCUAAAGAGAUUUGCAGCAGGUUUACAAAGAAGUGGUCGCAAAAAGUUGCUGGGACCUUGUGCAAACCUUUAAAAGCCCCACUUGUUGGGACCCUUUCAUCAAAAAACAACACUGGCUCAGGGCAUUAUCGGAAGAUUUUGCCUCACUUUUUUCAAUGGAAAAGAUCAACAUUUCGAAGAAGAUUUGUUCACAAUCGUGAUUUAAGCUCCAAUUCUACUCCCUCAUCAGCAAACAGCAAGAAAUUGCUUCUUUUAAGGAAGAGGGAUGCUGUUUACACUAGAUCAACCCAUGGGUUUUCUCAUUGGAAACCUAAGGUAUUACAUGCUGGUGGAUCCAUAAAAGGGUCCAAAUUUGCUGGCAGGCACUCUGAGAAGGUUAAUGAGGAAGCACUUGCUGUUGCUGUGUUGGAGAGGAAAACAAGAGAACAGAAAGAUGUUGCUUGUAACAGUUCUCAGGCAAAAGGCUUGGCUGCCAAAGAAGGUUCCAUCCAACGAAGAUUAGUGAUUGGGGAAAAUGUGUAUUUCCAAAUUGGCAAAGGUAAUCAGCUUAUUAGGGACCCAAAGAAACGGAGUCGGAUUUUGGCUAAUGAAAAAGUUAGAUGGAGUCUUCACACUGCUAGACAGCGCCUUGCACGAAAGCAGAAGUACUGUCAGUUUUUUACCAGAUUUGGGAAAUGCAACAAGGAUGAUGGGAAGUGUCCUUAUAUUCAUGAUCCCUCAAAAGUUGUUGUCUGCACUAAGUUUCUAAAUGGUUUAUGUUCUAAUGGCAACUGCAAAUUGACUCAUAAGGUUAUUCCGGAGAGAAUGCCAGAUUGUUCUUAUUUUUUGCAAGGUUUAUGCACAAACAGAAGUUGUCCUUACAGACAUGUCAAUGUGAAUCCUAAGGCUUCUAUUUGUGGAGAAUUUCUCAGGGGCUAUUGUGCCGAUGGAAAUGAGUGUCGGAAGAAGCAUAGCUAUGUCUGUCCGACCUUCGAAGCAAUGGGAAACUGCGAAGAAGGAACCAAAUGCAAGCUUCAUCACCCGAAGAAACUGAGUAAGGAAAAGAAAAGGAAGAGGUCCAGAGAUGAGAAUGUUGGUAGACGGCGUUACUUUGGUUCCGUUCCCACUGAUAUCAAAGAAACUGGGUUAAUGGUGGCUCAAAGGCAAUGGCAACAGAGUCAUGACAAAUACGGAGAUGUUGCUGACUAUAUCGGCUUCGAAGUUGAAGAAAGUGUUGAUCAACCAUAUGAACAGGCAACACCAUGUAACAAUGAUAUUUGGGACUUGCAAUUGGACAAUCUUGAUGAACCAAUUAGACCUGUUCUUACGUUGAAAAACAAUUUUAUGGCUCAAUCAUCUUCAGUCUAGUAGUAUACAGGCUUAACGAAUUGGUCGGAAACUAGAUACAAUUGUAAAUGAUGCAAUGCAGGGUCUCUUUUUUUUUUUUUUUGGUUAGGUUUCGUUUAUGAAUCUGAAAUGUAAAUGCAUUUUUAAUGAAAUUAUAGCAAUGACAAUUGUUAUA
Molecule: messenger RNA, 5512 nt
Organism: Arachis stenosperma
Lineage: Eukaryota; Viridiplantae; Streptophyta; Magnoliopsida; Fabales; Fabaceae
Exons: 9
Coding region: 94-5358 (1754 amino acids)
Cellular component (GO): nucleus
Molecular function (GO): metal ion binding
Source: RefSeq, a predicted model, not a curated record